AUGUUGGGAAUAGCAUUACUCUUGCACUGUGCCUACUCGGCCUAUGAGUACAAUAAGCUCCCCAUUUCAUACAACAGGUCGGACUUGCUUCUUGAGUUGGUGAUAAGUCUCUGCUUGAUCUUCUAUUCUUCCGUCACCAACAUUCAAAUGCCUCUGAGGCUCAACCUCGAUAACGAGAUUGUUCAUUCACCAUCUCCUUACUUGAACUUUAUACAUAUCAACAAAAGCUUGAAAGAGUCGAAUGAGUUUGGUAUUGACGACUACUCCAAGUUCAGCAACCGGUUGGACUUUAUUGAUAUUGUCAAGAUGAGACGAGAAUACAAUGUAUAUGCUUCAUCAAUUGAGAAAAGUACAUGA
This is a messenger RNA of Yamadazyma tenuis ATCC 10573, 357 nucleotides long. RefSeq lists its product as uncharacterized. The record is from RefSeq and is a predicted model, not a curated record. NCBI's taxonomy places the organism in Eukaryota, Fungi, Ascomycota, Pichiomycetes, Serinales, Debaryomycetaceae.